UUCUGGUAAAUCGAAAGUAAAACGAAAGUAACUUUGAAUGAUCCACAGUAACACAGAAAACCACCAUAGUUCGCUUAUUCAAGAGAUUUUCUUAAUCACGAUGUCCGAUGAGAAGAGGUAUGAGGAGUCGGACAGAAACCUUGGCAUCAAGCUAGUGCAAAAGAUCAGCGAUAUCGACCCCUGUGAUGAUGAAGCUGGUGUUUUAAGAGCUGUAUUAUCCUGUGGUCACGUCACUGGUCCACAAACACUGACCGACUACUGCAGAGUUCAGCUGACUGAUGGUAAACCGGAGCUGAGAUGUCCUGAGUGUAAACAGCAGUGGUCUUACACUGAAGUGCGUACAUUAGCCAAACUCACAGCUGAAGAACAGCUUUACUUUGAGGAGAAACUGGCCAACAACUCCACUAGAACCACCAUCGACAUCAAGAACUGUCCGGGCUGCGAUUAUGUGCUUGAGAGAUCAGAUCCAGCUAAUCUCAGUGUUCAGUGCACCGUCUGCUCUGCGAGAAACAACAAGACCUUCGAGUUCUGCUGGCAGUGUCUGAGAGAGUGGAAAGGCAAGCGUCCUCGAUCUGACCGAUGUGACAAUGAAGGAUGCACAAACAAUGAUCUGGAAAUGCUCCGAGAAUGUAAAACUAUCAUUUUAAAAGAUGCUGCAAACAUUGAAUGUCCUGCUGUUCGUGCUUGUCCAACAUGUGGUUUACUGCUUAACCAUAAUACACAGAAAUGUAAAAACAUUGUAUGCUCUAGAUGUAAAAAGGAGUUUUGUUUUGCGUGUCUGAAGCUCACACCUGACUGUCGGAAGACCAGUAACUACUUCAAGCCCUGUUCAGACGGUGUGGCUCCACGACAGACUUCAAUUCCACUUUGGAGAGAAAAACAAUAAAUUGAAAAUGAAAUGCCA
Molecule: messenger RNA, 904 nt
Organism: Danio aesculapii
Lineage: Eukaryota; Metazoa; Chordata; Actinopteri; Cypriniformes; Danionidae
Product: E3 ubiquitin-protein ligase RNF19B-like
Exons: 4
Coding region: 38-886 (282 amino acids)
Molecular function (GO): zinc ion binding
Source: RefSeq, a predicted model, not a curated record